Molecule: messenger RNA, 2567 nt
Organism: Paralichthys olivaceus (Japanese flounder)
Lineage: Eukaryota; Metazoa; Chordata; Actinopteri; Pleuronectiformes; Paralichthyidae
Gene: nt5dc2
Product: 5'-nucleotidase domain containing 2
Molecular function (GO): 5'-nucleotidase activity
Source: RefSeq, a predicted model, not a curated record
AUGUCUUUUCAAACCGUGGGCAGCGCGUUCAGCCGCUCGCUGUGGAGCAGAGGAAGCAGGAGUCCCGCGCUCCCCAGGUCCUCCGCAGUCAACAGGCUGUCAGGAGGAGCAGGAGCAGCGGGAGGUGCAGGAGCAGCGGGAGCAGGAGGAGGGCAGGGGCACACUCAGCAACUAUGUUCCAGCUCCGACCCGGACAGGCCCAGUGCAGACGUGCCCUCACCCACGGAGCCUCCCGGUGCCAAGAAGCGACCGGCGGGGCCCGUGGGCGCCCCUGGUGUCGGUGCCGUGAGGAGACGGUCGUUCACCUCCACCGCUGCUCCGGUGGACCAGAGGUCUUAUCUGUGGGCCCGGUACAACGACCUGAGGCGGCUGGUUCACGACCUGAUCCCACCAGGUGCGUGCAAAAGCCUCAACUCCUCCACCAUCUACGCCAACAACGAGGUCAGCCUGGCCGAAGUGGACAUCUACGGCUUCGACUACGACUACACACUGGCCCUGUACUCAAACGCUCUCAACACGAUGAUCUACAACACAGCACAGAGCUUUCUCAUCGAACACUUCAAGUACCCUGAGGGCAUCCGCACAUACGACUACAUUCCCAACUUCGCUGCUCGGGGUCUUCACUACGACAUCCAAAAGGGUCUUCUGAUGAAGAUCGAUGCCUUCCAUUACAUUCAGCCUGGAACAGUGUAUCGCGGUCUGAGUCCUGUGCCAGACGAGGAGGUCCUUCAGCUCUAUGGAGGAACUUUCCACGUGCCUCUGCAGCAGGACAGUGGCUUCUAUGGGAAGGGACCAAAGGUGAAGCAGUUCAUGGACAUCUUCUCCAUCCCCGAGAUGACUCUCUUGGCCGUGGCAAAUGAUUUCUUCAUCACCAACGACAUAGAAUAUGAUCCAGUUCACCUCUUCAAGGACGUCUCUGAAGCGAUCGGCAUGGUUCACCUCAAAGGCUACAUGUACAAAUGGGUCAUGCAAGAUCUGGAUAAGUUCAUUCUGCGAGGAGAGGAGACGGACGCCGUUCUGCACCAACUCGUCAGGAAUGGAAAGAAACUGUUCCUCAUCACCAACAGUCCCUUCAGCUUCGUCGAUAAAGGAAUGUCAUACAUGGUGGGAAAAAACUGGAGAGACUUCUUCGACGUUGUCAUCGUACAGGCGGACAAACCUCACUUCUUCACCGACUGCAUCAAACCGUUCCGACGCUUGGACGAUAACGGAGACCUCCGGUGGGAUAAGAUUAGAAGUUUGGAAAAAGGGCAGAUCUACAAACAGGGAAACUUGUUUGACUUUCUCCGGCUGACGGGGUGGAGAGGAUCAAAAGUCCUUUACUUUGGAGACCAUCUUUACAGCGACCUGGCUGACCUGAUGUUGCGACACGGCUGGCGUACGGCAGCGAUAGUACCCGAGCUGGAGCAGGAAACCAAAGUGGUGAGCACAGACCGCUACGCUCUGAGCCUCACGUGGCUACAGGCUCUGACCGGCCUGAUGGAGCGUCUGCAGACUCAUCGGGACCUUGAGUCGAUACAAGUUUUUCAGGAAUGGCAGAAAGAACGAGAGGAACUCAGGAUCAUGACAAAGAACUUGUUCAACCCUCAGUUCGGCAGCAUCUUCAGGACGUGUCACAACCCCACCUACUUCUCCAGGCGCCUGUGUCGUUUCUCAGACGUCUACAUGGCGUCCCUGAGCUGUCUUUUGAAUUAUGACCUCUCGUACACCUUCUACCCGCGCCGCACGCCCCUGCAGCACGAGGCUCCUCUGUGGAUGGAUCAGCUUUGCACAGGCUGCAUGAAGACGCCGUAUCUGGAGGAGAUGUCUCACAUUCGAUGAGAGCAGCUCCCUCCUCAGACUGACUGAUUUCUUAUUGUAGGACUGGUGAAUACUUGAGAUGGAUUGAGGACUAGAUUGAGGAUUUUUUUUUAAAGCAGGGUUUCGGUUUUCGUCAAGAAGGUCACGCACAACUUCCUCUGCAACAGUCCCCUUCCACUGAAACCCCUUUUAGCUGAGAUAACCCUGAAACAACCUGGUUGAUUUCCCUUGAGCUAGAGCCUCCGUAGAGCCAGGUCUUUAGGUCACUGUAUACGACAACUCAACAUCAAGUAUGGCAGACAACAGCAUCUCUUAUUAGUUUCGUUAACUAAUACAAAAAUCCACCCAUUCACACACACAUUCAUACAGUGCAUCCAUGUGCACACAUGCAUCAAUCAUACACUGGCAGCACAGCCAUUAGGCAAUUUGUGGUUCGGUAUCUUGUCCAAGGACACUUCGGCACUCGGAGUGGGGAAGUCAGGGAUCGAACCGCCGAGCUUCUGGUUAGUACGCAAAGCCACAGCCGCCCCAUAUAGCUCUGUUUUUAAAAAAUGUAACGGUGGUGGAAAAGGGGAAACAGUGACCCACUUACAAAGUGAAUGCACUAGGGGGUGCUGUAGAUUUACUGAUCCCCCCAGAGAAUGCAGUUCAUGUUACAUGUUGAUGCACAGUCUCUGGUGUCUGGAUUUUAUAAGUAUUAUGUAAUUGCUGAGCAAUAAUUACGCUAACGUCGCACAACUACAACAAAUAAAAAAUGUAAAAAACUC